Molecule: messenger RNA, 3412 nt
Organism: Klebsormidium nitens
Lineage: Eukaryota; Viridiplantae; Streptophyta; Klebsormidiophyceae; Klebsormidiales; Klebsormidiaceae
Source: the annotation of a GenBank genome assembly
CAAAAUCUGCACGGAGGACAGGCAAAAACAAUAGAGAAGAGAAUAAGAUUGCAGGGCUGUUGCAUGCUGUCGCUUGAAUGGCGGAUAGAUUGCUUGCAAGGAUGCCGCAGAGCCCAAAGUAAAGGUUGCCUUGCCAGUGACUCUGCUGACUUAGGAAAGCUGGUAAGAAGUCACUGAAAAGCUGAGCUGUUAGUGGGGGCUUUGGAUACUUAGCGAGUUGAUUAAGAUUGUCCAAGUUGAGGGGCUCUACAGCAUCUUAGUCCCAAGAAAACAGAGGAAACCCCUCAGGCUCCCAUCUAGUGAUGCCAGACUGAUAAGAACUUGGAACAAUGCAAGUGGCAGCACCAGCGGUCUCUGCCGCUCAGCCCGUCGGUGUUGCGCCCCCCAUAAUCGCAGCAUCAGAGGGUGGAAGUAGGGCGGGCAUAGAUGCAACACCUAUGCAGCCCGGGGGAACUGCAAGGGCGGAGGCUUCGCAGCCAGCGUUAGCAAGCAAUGUGGACAAGACGAACGGGGCCGUUUCUUCUCAGCCGGCCUUGACCCCCCCAGCUGUCGCCAACGCCAUGCAAGCGCCCCCUGGCGCUGAGGCAUCUGCAAACUCGGCGGACGUCGUCCGGUUGUACACCAACGCUGCUGAGGCAGCCAAAAGCUCCUCCCUCCAGGCGGGCGCCAAGUUCCCUACGAUCCCCCCCGCCCCCCAGCCAACCUCUGUUCUUUCCAGCAUAAACGAUUGGGCCCACCACCCGCCCCCCCCUCCGCAGCUGGACACACGGUCCCCCUUGGAGAAGCGUGGGUGGCUUCCACCUCCUGUCCACGUGCAGGCCCCUGCUUCUCUCCCAGGGGGUGACCAGCCGUUCCGGUUCCCCAAGGUACCCCCCCCACCGCUGCCCCCCGGACAGGUUCCUGUUCAGGAGGGCCCCCCGCCGGCAAAGCGGGGCCGACCGCGAAAGGACAAGACGUCAGGGGCGCUGCCGGCGCCGGAGAUACCGACUGUAGUGGGGGGGCAGAACCUGGGCUGGCCAGCGACUGAGCAGCCGCCCCCCCCCGCGCCACUGCCACAUCUGGGAGGCCUGGGCGCUUUACCACAAGCAGCAGCGGGGGUACAGCCGCAGAUUGCUAAUGUAGGCCCCCAGCAAGCCAUGCCCGCUCAUGCUACCCCCCCGCAGCAAUCGUCUCUGCCAAACGUCUUGUUUGCGGAGUGGUACAUCCAGCGGCUUGGGUGGCUGGCAAACGCGCUGAUGAACAGGCCGAGGCCUAAGGAGGAGGUGCGCGACGUCCCGUGCGGCAUCUUCCUGACGGCGCUCGAGAAUGACGGGAUCCUCCGCGUGCAGAACGACCUAAACCUCAAGAGCUUCUCGCAUGUCGUCGGUGCGAUCGGUUCGGGCACGCUGCUGGACGACAUCCUCAGGAGCCACACGGCCAUUGUGGUGGACAUGCUCCAGCGCCAGGAGGCGGAGCGCAAAGAAGCGCUCGAGCUCAUGACGCGCGCGCAAGAAAAGAUUGCGCACCUCGAGAUGGAGCUGCGAACCGCCACCUACAAGCUCGCAAGCGAACAGGAAGUCACCAAGCGCCUCAUGAACGCGCUCAAGUCCGUUCAAGGUGCCGGGCUAACCGACGCCCAGCAGACCGCGCUCGGAAGCCAGUCUAACCUGCUCGAUAACCCGGGGUUGAAGCGGGGUUACACCGGGGCGAGCGGCGUUGUCGAGAUCGUCGACUUGGAUCCGGAGGUGGUUGGCGCAAAGUGGGGUCGCGGGAGGCCUCGGAAAGACGACCCGACUGCCAAGAUGGUCACUCUGCCACGUGUACCGGGGUUGGUGGCUAACCCGGUGGCUAACCGGACCCUCCCAUCGAGCGCAUCUCCGGCCAGUAAUGUCGCUCCAGUGGCAACCACCGCCGCUCCUGGGGUUACUGCUCCAGGGACACAAUCAGCCGCUGCCCCUCCGGGGGUUUCUCCACCUCAGAACACCCCCCCGAAAAGCGCUGAGCAAACGAACCCCCAAACCGUGCCAAGCCUGCCCAUAUCCAGCGCACCCACUAUCGCGCCCCCAGCAACCGUGAGUAUCCAGCCUCAGCCCCCGGUUCUUCCACCCACUACAAGCGGAGGGCUUCUGAGCCUGGCGCCGGCGCCCCCCCUUUUCAAGCCAGUCGCGCCUAGCAUCACCAGCGCAGCGCUCGCAAACAUCGCCCCCGUGCCGCCGUUCACGGGGAUCCCUCCCCCGUCACCAUUCGAGCUCCCGGAACGGACGUCCAUUGCGCUGUCCAACGGGCGCGGCGCGCGGACGACGUCAUUCUUCGAGGUCCCCGAGCGGCUGACGGUGGAAGAGGCGGCGCGGCGCGCGAGCCUCCCGGGUGUGUUUGCGGUGCCGGAGAAGACCACGGUUGAGGAGGCAACUAGAGCGGCGAUGAGCGAGCGGCCGGCGCCGUUGACGGAGGAAGCGUUGGGGGCGCUCCGGGCAGGGUUCGUUCUGCCGGAGAGAGUCUCGCUCAGCGGGCGACCCAAGUCGGGGAGCGUGAAGAGCGCAGGGGGGGAUGUUGAGAUGAGGGAUGCAAAGAGCGUGCCUGGUGGGGGAGACGAGCAGGCUCAAAAGGAGGGGGGCGAUACGGAGAUGGCGGAGGCUGGGGAAGGUGACGUGGCGCCAGCACCGGCCGGCAAUAAUCCUGAGGAUACGAGCGGAGCAAAGCUUCCGGAGAUUGGUCUCGCACCGGGGGAGUCAGAGAACGUUCCUGCCGUGGGGUCGAACCCCCGUGCGGUGGGGGUCGGAGACGCCGCCGAAGCAGGGGGAGUGCUCUCCAGCGCCGAAGCAAGGGGAGUGCUCUUUAGCGCCGAAGCGAAUGAAGCGGACGAAGCUAAGGACGCGGUCGCCGAAAACAAGGCGUCUCCGAUGGAGUCAGGGCGAGGGGAAGCCGCCGCUAAGGAAGCGGAGACCCCGAUGCUCGACGAUGCAGAGGAGAUUGAUGCACUGGAAGGCCCAGUGGAGUCGGCCGAGGAGAAGACGAGAAGAGGUCAAGCGCAGAAGGAGGAUGAGAGGAGCCCGGAGAAGAGCACCGGGCGCCCCCCGGAGGCGGCCCUGACGCCGCUCAGGCGUUCGGGGCGGCACAAGUAGGGCGGGGCGAGCGAGAGGUUGGAGCCCGACGGCCAGUCCGGUCAAGUUUUGCGCAUCUGUUGAGGCAGAGCGCUGCUUCAGACAUACGGUGCAUGGGUCCUUGUUUCAAAAAUCUGCCCGGACGUUACACGUCGCAUGGCCCCUGUGCAGCUUAGCCAACUUUCAGUUGAGGUCAGGAGGAUAGAAAUGCAUGCCAUCCAUCAAGGACUGGCCAUUACGUGAAUUAUUGGGAAGCAGGUUGAACGAGUUCACCUUGCUCAACGUUUUUGCGACAGAUAUUCGGUGUAACUUCCCAAAUCCUCGUUGUCGAU